Messenger RNA from Mycena indigotica, 432 nucleotides. RefSeq names its product Glycoside hydrolase family 81 protein. The transcript is spliced from 3 exons. The record is from RefSeq and is a predicted model, not a curated record. Lineage: Eukaryota; Fungi; Basidiomycota; Agaricomycetes; Agaricales; Mycenaceae. Bases 112 to 432 code for a protein of 106 amino acids.
GGACUUCUUUCCGUCUCGUGGGGCAUAUAUAAGGGCACUCACUGUCCAGUCUGCAUUCCUCAUCCGCCUCUUUCUCACAUCCUCUCAACGACCCAUAUCAACGACCCCAUAAUGCGCUUCUCUGCUACCCUUGCUGUCCUUGCCUCGGUUGUUGGCUUUGCCACUGCCGCCGACAACCGUCUGCUGUACCAGCUCCCCAGCUCUGAAACCCCAGUCAGCUUCGCUGUUGCUUUCGGUAACGCUUGCGCGUCCUACGCCCCCGCCCUCGGCGCCGGACUCACUUUCCGCUACUUCCAAGUCCAGCCUGGCAACUUCCAGGGCCAAAACACCGAGACCCAAGCCAAGAUCUUCUGCAGCUUCCAGGAUGCUGCCGGCGUCGCCUCCCUUUUCACCAAUGAAGUCGCCACCUCUGUCGGCGCGACUGCUCUCUAA